This is a messenger RNA of Nerophis lumbriciformis (worm pipefish), 1916 nucleotides long. RefSeq names its product coiled-coil domain containing 32 (gene ccdc32). Lineage: Eukaryota; Metazoa; Chordata; Actinopteri; Syngnathiformes; Syngnathidae. The record is from RefSeq and is a predicted model, not a curated record. Gene Ontology annotation, biological process: cilium organization.
UGACAUAUGUCAUGUCCAAUUACUAGUUACCAAACACGGAAGUGCGCCGUUCUUCAUUUUAGCUUGUGGAACAUGGAGACGGUCCGCUAGUGAGGUUUGUACAGGAAAAUACUUUGAAUAUAAGCGAAAACAGUCCACCUAUCGAGUGCUUCAAAACAGUUUACAAACAGAAUGAUCGACGACUUCGAGAAACAGGAGGUUCGCACCAGUGGGGAACUCUGGUCCCAAAUUUGUGGUCCUGAGACGGACACGUCCUCAGACCACAACACUGACUUUCAAGACUCCUUCCAGCCAGCAGCACACGUCCAUGGCCAGUGGAAUGGGACCAGCAACACCAGUUCGAGCAGUACUAAAUGGGAACCCAUGGAGGAUUCUGAGACCUACAUUGCCAGUUUAGAGAACCGACUGAAGAAGCUGAAGGGUCAGUCGAGUGACGUCACCUCCAGGGACAUGCUGCGCUCUUUGUCUCAAGCCAAGAAGGAAUGCUGGGAUAGGUUCCUGCACGACGCAGAGACCUCAGAGCUAUUUCAAAGCGGCGACAUGGAUGAGAGCGCCCUGGAACACUUCAAGAGGUGGUUGGUCCCGGAGAAGGUGGCAGUCAGUGCAGAGGAGCUGGAGUUUCUGCUGAGGCCGUCUCAGACGAAGGAGCCCACCCAGGUAGAGCUGCAUCAGCAAGAGAAGGAAGAGGAGGAGGAGGAAGAGUGCCACCAUCCUGAGGAAGAUGACCCUCAGAGCCCUGAGAAAUAAGACACUAACAAUAUUAGUUGUUAUUUUACAUCUUUGGUCUGUAAUUAUUUCACUUUUUUUUUUUUUUUUUUUUUUUUUUUACAUCACAAGUUAUUUAGGACCACCAUGAAUAUGUAGUAUAAUGUUGUAAAAAGUUUCAUCAUCGUGAUACAAUAAAAUGUGUUUGUUUAUACCUUCAUUCCUUUUCUAUACCUGAUCAGGUUCAGGGUGACCUAGACUAGAGCCAGAGCGUAUCCCAGCAAGGCUUGGUACACCCCUUGACUGGUCGUCGGCCAAUCACAGGGAACAUACAGACUAACAAGCAUUCAAAUCAAGUCAAACUUUAUUUAGAUAGCACUUUUCAUACACAGCCUAAUGGCGAACAAAGUGCUGUAUGGGGAAAAAAAAGAAAACACACACACACACACACACGAACACCAUUGACAAAGCAAAAACUAAAUAUGGCAUGGCUCUGAGGAUUUGAGGAAAAGUGUUACCUUUGAAGCAUCUACACGACAUCUAAGUUUAGUAUGUACAGUGUAUAUAUAUAAAUUGUAAAUAUUACAUUAAGUUAAUACAAGCAAAUGAGAGAAUAGUAAUAAGAGACAAAAUAAAAUAAAGUGUAAAAUGAUCCGUAAAAAGGUGUCUUUUUUAUUUUUUUUUAAUUUAUAGCAGGGUUAUUCAACUACAGUAACGAAGGGGGCCGCAGUUUCAAGAGCCCAAAGAUUCAGGGGCCGGACAUCAAAAUAUGGAUGUUUUGUCAGAAAGUGCCGCCGCAGGUUAUAUUUCUUUAAGACCGAGUUUACUAAAUUGCAAAGUAAACUUCAGCUUUCACACUGCACUGUCAAUAAAUUCAGCAUUCUGCCCUCACUACUCGUUUCAAGCGUGUGCAGCUAGUUAAAAGCAUGAAGAAACAGAAGCUCCAGAAGUUUUGUUGAGUAUUGAUGUUCCUUUUUUGGAAUUAUUUUCGUUCCUUAGUGUUAUUUCUUUUCACCUGUUCAUUUAAGUUUGUACGAAUGAAAAUAUAAACAUAAAAUGAACAAAUGUAAAACAUUUUACAUAAUGUUAAGGAGCGCCGUAAAAAUUGCUGAUCUGUUGGCGGUCCCGUCUUGUCUCCUUGUAACGUAUGUCUGCUCUUAGUGGGACUGCCGAAAAUGUACUUUUCAGUUCUUAUGUGUCUUGUGCAUGUU